UGAUACAUUUCAGUUCAGUGCUUAUUUUUUGAGCCACCGAACCUGGAAUAAGAGAAAACUUGUGUCUGUUUCUGCAUUCGAAUUGGCCAAAACUUUGUUUGACAAUCUGAAAUAAUAAGAGAUGGGAUUUUUUUCCUGUUGACUAAAAAGUAGUAUAAUGGGAAAGCAAGGGUCCCCAAGAAGUCCACGUCCAGAGGUACAGAAGGAUGGUUUAUCGUCAGGAAUCAAAGACUAUAAGCUUAGAUCUUCAGAAACUGGGAACGAACCCCCUCUUGGAAGAAGAAUAUCAGGAGGAGAUUACUAUUGGAGUUCGAAACCAGACAAGUUUCAUGGAUCCAAGUAUGAUUUUGGCAAAUAUGGCAAGGGAAAUCAUGUAGGGAAAAGGCAUAUUUGGAUUAGAAAGCACCUCAAGACAAUGGCUUUAAUGUUUGUGUUUAUGGGCUUCCUUUUCUUGCUUGAUUCUCUUAUGAUAUCUAUUUUUGAUACCAUGAAUCUUCAGAGAAGUUCAACUCAAAGAAAAUCAAGUGGGCUUAAGGAAGAAAACAGGGUAGCCUAUGCAAGAAGACAAAGUUCACCAGUGCAUAUGUAUGAACGGCUUCUGAACAUGGCUUCAAGUGUUCUUGUGGAGAAAGAGUUUAAACAAGAGCCUUCAAAUCUCUGGGAAGAGCCAUAUCAGCAAGCAGCUGCAUGGAAACCUUGUGCAGAUAGAAAUGUUUCAAAAAGUCUUGGAGGGCCUGGAAAAAACAACGGCUACAUCUUAGUCAGCGCGAACGGUGGUCUCAACCAACAACGAGUGGCGAUUUGCAAUGCUGUUGCCGUGGCAUCACUUCUUAAUGCAACUCUUGUUAUUCCAAGGUUCCUUUACAGCAGUGUAUGGAAGGAUCCAAGCAAAUUUGGUGACAUAUACCAAGAAAAUCAUUUUAUAGAGACUAUGAAGGAUGAAGUAGACAUUGUGAAAGAACUCCCCCCUGAUUUGAAAUCAGUGCACUUUGAAGCAAUUGGCAGUCUUAUAACUGAUGAAGAUCUUGUGAAAGAGGCAAAGCCUGCUGAUUACAUCAAAACCAUUCUCCCUCUCCUUCUGCAGAAUCGAGUUGUUCACUUACUGGGAUUUGGCAAUCGCCUUGGAUUUGAUCCCAUGCCCUUUGAGCUUCAGAGACUGAGAUGCAAGUGUAAUUUCCACGCCCUGAAGUUUUCGCCGAAGAUACAAAAAGUUGGCUCACUACUAGUAAGAAGGAUACGAAAAUAUGAUGCUGCAAGAAGUUUGUUGGACAAACAAUUGCUUGGAAACUUCAUGUCAUCUGGCAAUGGUAAAAUAAGAGAAGAAAUCACAGCAAGUGGCCCAGCAAAAUACCUUGCCUUACAUUUAAGAUUUGAAGUUGACAUGGUUGCCUACUCCUUCUGCGACUUUGGCGGUGGAGAGAGCGAAAGAAGAGAACUCCAGGCCUAUAGGGAACUCCAUUUUCCUCUGGUUAUUGAGCGCUUGAAGAACUCAAAGCCUAUUUCACCAGUAGAAUUGCGAAAGCUAGGGAGGUGUCCAUUGACACCAGAAGAAGCAGCUCUUGUUCUAGCUGGUAUUGGCUUUAAGCGUGGAACUUAUAUUUAUCUGGCUGGAUCUCAGAUAUAUGGUGGUGAACCCAAGAUGAAUCCCUUCACUACCCUUUAUCCUAAUCUUGUCACAAAGGAAACUCUUCUCACUCCAAGUGAACUUGCACCUUUUCAAAAUUUCUCUUCUCAGAUGGCAGCAUUGGACUUUAUUGCAUGUUCAACAUCAGAUGUGUUCGCCAUGACCGAUUCGGGGAGCCAAUUGUCAUCCUUGGUGUCUGGUUUUCGGACCUAUUAUGGUGAUGGCCGUGCGCCUACUUUGAGGCCAAACAAGAAGAGAGUAGCAGCAAUUUUGUCAGAGAAUAACACAAUAGAGUGGAAGAGUUUUGAGGAAAGAGUGAAAAAGAUGAUUGAGGAAGGUCAAAGAGUGCGUGUGAGGGGUUCAGGUAGAAGCAUUUAUCGACAGCCAAGGUGUCUCGAGUGCAUGUGCAAAUCCAAUUAACAUUUUUUCUCUCUUUUCCUUUUUCCACCUAUGUAUAAUAUAAUGUAUGUAAAUUCCUCUAUGUCUAGUUCCAAUUUCUUCAACACAACUAAUAAGGGAAUCAUUUUUUAGACAGAA
Humulus lupulus (European hop) is the source of this 2161-nucleotide messenger RNA. Its product is annotated as O-fucosyltransferase 8-like. Lineage: Eukaryota; Viridiplantae; Streptophyta; Magnoliopsida; Rosales; Cannabaceae. The transcript is spliced from 10 exons. The coding region runs from base 158 to 2044 and encodes 628 amino acids. The record is from RefSeq and is a predicted model, not a curated record.